Gadus chalcogrammus (walleye pollock) is the source of this 1885-nucleotide messenger RNA. RefSeq lists its product as uncharacterized. Bases 204 to 1523 code for a protein of 439 amino acids. The transcript is spliced from 2 exons. Lineage: Eukaryota; Metazoa; Chordata; Actinopteri; Gadiformes; Gadidae. The record is from RefSeq and is a predicted model, not a curated record.
CUUGCUUUCAGGCCCCGACAUGAACAACUCCCUCCAUGGAGUACUGCUCAGGUUCAGAAAGGAGCUUGUUGCCCUAACCGCUGACAUCCAACAAAUGUUCUAUGGGUUUUUGGUGAGGGAAGACCACAGAAAUUACUUAAGAUUCCUCUGGCACAAGGAUAACGAUCUUAGUAAGGAGGUGGCAGAGUAUAGAAUGCGAGUCCAUGUGUUUGGGAACAGCCCUUCAUCUGCAGUGGCUAUAUAUGGCCUUCGGAGAGCUGCCCAGGAAGGUGAACAGAAGUACGGCUCUGACUCUCGCCACUUCGUCGAGCGACACUUUUAUGUGGAUGAUGGGCUCAUCUCCCUCCCAACUGAAGCCGAAGCCAUUGAUCUGCUCAAGCGCACUCAAGCGCACUCAAGCUUCACUGGCAGAAUCAAAUCUUAAACUGCAUAAAAUCGCCUUUAACAGUGUCGCAGUGAUGCAAGCUUUCACACCUGGAGAACUGGCUGCGGGCCUAAAAGACUUGGGCCUUGAUGAAGAAGUGCUUCCAGUACAAAGAAGCCUUGGUUUGUGCUGGAACAUAGACUCUGACACUUUCACAUUCAGAGUUGCAGUCAACGACAAGCCGUUCACCCGCCGUGGAGUGCUAUCCACCGUCAAUAGCCUCUUUGACCUAUUGGGCUUGGUCGCACCAGUGACCAUCAGGGGGCGAGCACUGCUCAGGGAACUUUCUGCUGACGUUCAUGAAUGGGACACUGAACUUCCUGCAGAAAAGUUUAACAAGUGGGAAACAUGGAAAGAAUCACUGCAGGAUUUGAGUAGCCUCCAUCUUCCCCGCUCAUACAUACAACAGUCUCUAUCCAGUGCCACAUACACAGAGUUGUGUCUCUUUUCGGAUGCUUAUAGCUGGGCUAUAGGAGCAGUAGCUUAUUUGAGGGUUGUCCUGACAAAAGGGCAUUGUAGAGUUGGCUUUGUGCUCCGGAAAGCAAAGCUGGCCCCUCAACCAGAGCCCACCACCCCUUGCCUCGAACUAUGUGGCGCUGUGCUGGCCGUCGAGAUGGCUGAACUGAUCCUCGAUGAGCUUGACCACAAGCCAGACGCACUGAGGUUUUACUGUGACAGCAAAGUUGUCCUCAGCUAUAUACACAAUAGCUCUGAGCGAUUCUUUGUGUAUGUACACAAUCGUGUUCACCGGAUACGCAGGACAACCUCCCCCCAACAGUGGCAUUAUGUGCCUACGGAUCAAAACCCAGCUGAUCUGGCCACCAGGUCUGUGCCUGGUGGCCACACACUUCAAACAAGGCGUAAGUGGCACACGGCAUGUCCAAACCUGGAAGUUGGAGACAUUGUGGUACUUAAACAGAGCCAAUCACCCCGCCAUGAGUGGCCAAUGGGUUUGGUCACUUCUACCAGUCCAAGUGGUGAUGGGAAGGUCCGCAAAGUUGAGGUCAGGACAACAUCGCAAGACAAAAUAAAGACAUUCUUAAGGCCUAUCUCAGCUGUGGUCUUACUCCUGGCAAAGGAAAGUCAAAGGUCAAGUUAGGAAAGUUAAGUCUUCAGUGGCAUCAGUAUUUGCCAGACGGGGAGUGUUCUGCCCUGAAUAUGUUUUAUUUUAAAAGACACUUAAAGUUACUGUUGAAACGUUUUAUUGUUGCAAAGGUAUUGUGAGCAACCUAGUAACAGGAAGCAGGAAGUAACAGUGUAAACACAACAGUGAGGAGACAUGAUGGCAUGUUUGUAUCAUCAUCUCAUGGCUGUUAAUCCUUGAGUAAUCCUUUGUGUGUAUCCCUCAGAAAGCAAUGACUUUUCACUCCGAUUCAAUGCUGUCAUCCUGACUUACCUGCUGUUUAAGAAGUCAAUAAAGGAGCAUGCACGCUCACUUCCUGGCUCUUGAAAUGGAGAUUG